AUGUCCGAGGAUUGGGCACACAUCGUUUUUGUCGCCCGGCUUUCGAGUGGCGAGCGGGCGAAGGUCAACACCACCCUGCGCGACAGUCUCAACCACACCAUGAACUGUUAUGAGCUUGUUUACGGGCCAAUUAGGUGCACGACAGAUUUUUUGACAUUUGCGCACAUGUCGAAUCUACCGCUCGCUAUUCAUGGCGAGGUUGAUAGAUUCUUCGCCCAGGCGAUAAACGCAGCGAAGGCCACGGACGGCAAGCUUCUGGUCGUGAUGAAUGGCUGGGACGGACUGACUACGGAUCCAGCCUCAUUCAUGGGGAUGUUGCGAGCUAAUGCUUCCCGUAUUACAAUCCGUGUGUUCGCUGAAGUACCGCGCUCCUUUUGGCAGGUCAACGUCGAGCAGGCAAUCAAGGUCUUUGAUGGGACCAUUCGCAUCAAUCCUUACCUCGAGGGACUUAUGUCUCACGACCCUUUCGACGCAGAGACACAAGAGCGAUUUCGCAUCGCAGAAGCCCAGCUUGAGCACUCAACCGCUCGAUUCUGCCGCGAGCUUAUUUGCUUACAGGCUAUAAAAAUGGACUAUGCGAGCGUGAAGCAGGCACUACAGAAGCACAGCAAACAGCGAAACACGGACCCUGGUAUGGCUCGCACUCUUGAUAAGUGGAAAUGCCCUGAACCAAACUGCGGUAAAGCGUUUCCCGAGUAUACCACCUACUAUGCUCACAGACGCAUCCACGUUGGUGAACGCACUCAGUUCCAUUGCGGCCACUGCGAUCAGCCUUUCACGCGAAAGGAUACCCGCGAUCGCCAUCAGAAUAACACUUGCCCGAAGCGACCAGGUCAAGAUAUAAUUCUACCUGCACCGAAAAAGCCCAAAGCAGCACGAGGGAGUCUGCCAGCUAAGAUUCUCAAGGGCAUGCCGCGAAACUCCGAUGGUUCGACAGAUUACUACGGGCUUCAUGCGGAGCAAAUCCAGGCACUACCUCGACUUGAACUCGAUCAUGACAUCCUAUCCUCACUCCCCCUGAUCGAUGAGAAGUGCGACGUGAUUUAUAAAGGUGAAAUUUACUGUCGGUGGCCUGAUUGCAAGACCGUCACCAAAUACGCCAGCACCACCAAGCUCCGCGUUCACUACCUGAAUUCCCACCGCCAUGAGUUUCCUGACUUCACACCAGGCACGUUGGAAAAGCGCUCGCAGCAAAAGCAUAUAGAAGGUCUUUUGUGGCUUACCAAGGCUGCGUUGCAUGGAGUGGAGAAUGCUGGAGAGAAGCCCUAUCCCGAGGCGCAGUAG
Penicillium cataractarum is the source of this 1284-nucleotide messenger RNA. RefSeq lists its product as uncharacterized. The record is from RefSeq and is a predicted model, not a curated record. The transcript has a single exon. Lineage: Eukaryota; Fungi; Ascomycota; Eurotiomycetes; Eurotiales; Aspergillaceae. Bases 1 to 1284 code for a protein of 427 amino acids.